Messenger RNA from Esox lucius (northern pike), 7613 nucleotides. RefSeq names its product ubiquitin specific peptidase 43a (gene usp43a). Gene Ontology annotation, biological process: protein deubiquitination. Gene Ontology annotation, molecular function: cysteine-type deubiquitinase activity. The transcript is spliced from 16 exons. The coding region runs from base 407 to 4177 and encodes 1256 amino acids. Lineage: Eukaryota; Metazoa; Chordata; Actinopteri; Esociformes; Esocidae. The record is from RefSeq and is a predicted model, not a curated record.
CACUGAGUAUACGGAGUGGCGAGGGAGGGAGAGAAAAGACCGCGAGCGUUAUGAGCUCGAGCACUAUGUCAACGGCGAGGAAAUGAGCCUCACAACCACAGAGGACUGAAGAACCAUGGAGUUUAAGGCAACUCACCUUACACACUGGUUACAGGUGCCGGUCGUAACACUAUUUUAGCAGCUAAACAGCUUUGUGACAAGAACGCGCAGAGGACUGGCAGGAAUUACCGGAAUGUCUGGGGGACAUCGUUAAUCAUGUGCCUUGGCAACGUGUCGGUGCCACCUCAGUAUCUAUUAGCGGAGACCGAGGAGGUUUCGAGAGGAGGAGGGGUACGAACAGACAGGUAGGAGACCAUUGCUUUCGCCGUUGUUUCGUUUUCAUUACUUGCUACCUAAUCCAACAACCAUGGAUAACCACAAGGAGAAUAAGGUGCGGAAACAGUCCAUGAAAACCAAAUCGACAAAGCGUCAUGAGAAGAAAUACAAAGCCGGGAAGCUUUUCAGAAGAAAAUCGAUGAAGUCCGUUGGGAAUUUUAUGAACAGGAUACUGAAAACUUUGGGAACUUUGGCACACUUUGGCGACGUCGAGCCACCUGACGCCGAGGAUGACGAUGGGGGCUUCAGAGACAGCGCCACUUGCACGCUCAGUACAAACUCAGGGAAUUUGAAUAAAGAUGAACUUCAGGUCUCAAGGGAGAUUAUGGUGAAGAAAAGCCCCUCUACGUUGUCUUCUCAUGGAUCUAUAAAAGAUAGGCUGUCGUGGUGCUAUGGCGACAAAACUCCCGGUGUGCUUGGAUUGAAGAAUCAUGGAAACACCUGUUUCAUGAAUGCGGUUGUUCAGUGCCUCAGUAAUACAGACCUACUGGCUGAAUAUCUUGGGUUAGAACAAUACAAAUCGGAUUUGUGUCAGGGUAGAGUAAACGGAAUUGUAAAAAGCGAGGACGCACAAUAUGCCAGAGGUGAGGUUACCACUCAGUUGGCAUCCUUGGUGCGGGCGCUUUGGACCUUCGAAUAUACGCCUCAGUUGUCCGUGGAAUUUAAGAGUGCUGUGUCCAAGUACGGCUCCCAGUUCAGGGGAAACUCCCAGCACGAUGCCCUGGAGUUCCUUCUCUGGCUGCUGGACCGCGUCCACGAGGAUGCCAACCCCUCCUCCAACAACCAAGCUGGCGGCAAGAUCAAAGCCAACGCGAAGGGUGUGGUGGGAGGAGGGGAGGACAGCCCUGGAUCCAGCUUAGCAGCAGCACACCAGCCUGGAGCACGACACAGUUUCGUCCAAGAACACUUCCAGGCACAAUACAGGUCCUCUCUGACAUGUCCCCAUUGCCUUAAGCAGAGCAAUACCUUUGACCCCUUCCUCUGCAUCUCACUGCCCAUUCCUCUCCGGCAAACCAGGUGCAUGUGUGUCGUCCUGGUGUUCAGUACGAAAGGUCAGAGGUAUCUACGCGUCGGUCUGGCUGUGCCUCUCAUUGGCUCCAUUGCCCACCUGCGCUCUAUGGUGGCUGAGGAGGGCAAAAUUACAGCGGACGAGGUGAUCCUGUCGGAGCUUUACACCACAGGCUUCCAACGCUCCUUCCACGAUGACGACGACCUGACCAGCAUUGCAGAGAGCGAUGUGGUGUACGCCUUCCAGGCUCCGCCCCUCCACAUGCGGGGAGGCUCCACACGGAUCUCAGGCUACCACCACAGCCUCCCUUCCUCCCCCUACACCUCUGGGCAAGAGGGUCAAAGGUUACCCCCCUCGACCACUCUGUCUUCAGAGUUCCUGAACUACGGUGGCUCCACCAAGGUGCUGCUCGUGAUUUGCAACACAGCAGGUUCAGGCCAACAGGCAGUAAGGUUUGGACCUCCCUUCCUAACGCGAGAGGAGCGCUCGCUCUCCUGGGACCAGCUGCAGCAGAGUCUCCUCAGCAAGCUCUACUACCUGAUGCUGAACGGGUCCCAGGCUCAGAAUGCGGGGGUGCUGUUCAAGAUCCGAGUCGUGGGAGGAUCGGCCUCGUACAGCUACCUGUCACCCCAAGACGCCCGGCCUCUCUUCCACCCCGCCGUGGACAGAGCCCUGAAGCUCUGCGGCCCAGGCGGACCACCCCACGUGAAGCUGGUGAUCGAGUGGGACCAUAAGACCAAGGAAUGCCUGUUCGGUAACAUCCAGGAGGAGGUGGUGAAGGACGGUGAGAGCGUCAGGCUCCGGCAGCAGCAGCACCUCCAUCAGCACAGCUGCACCCUGGACGAGUGCUUCCAGCUCUACACCAAAGAGGAGCAGCUGGCCCCAGACGAUGCGUGGAAGUGCCCCCAUUGUAAACAGCUUCAGCAGGGCAUGGUGAAGAUGUCCUUAUGGACCCUGCCUGACAUCCUCAUCCUCCACCUGAAACGCUUCCGCCAGGUGGGUGAGCGGCGCAACAAGCUGUCCACCCAGGUGCGCUUCCCCCUGGCCGGGUUGGACAUGGCCCCGCAUGUGGUGAAGAGGUCCCAGAGCAUGAGGAACCUGGGAAACCUGGGUCCCUGGCCUCCCGUGUGGAAACAGCCCAGCAGCAGCCAUCACAUCAGUCAUCCAGACAUGGCUCUGCCCCCAGACUACCUGUACGACCUCUAUGCAGUGUGUAACCACCAUGGAGGAAUGCACGGAGGACAUUACACAGCGUAUUGCAGGAACUCCGUGGACGGCCAGUGGUACAGCUAUGAUGACAGCAGUGUGGACCUGGUGCCUGAGGAGGAGGUUUGUACCAGGGGAGCCUACAUUCUCUUCUACCAGAGACGCAACGUCAUCCCCCCCUGGUCUGCCAGCAGCUCUGUCAGAGGCUCCACCAGCUCCUCCAUGUCGGACCACUGGCUGAUCCGUCUGAACGGGGACAGUAAAAGGGGUAGUCUGGUGUCCCGUUCCUCCACCACCUGCCCCUCCUCUGUCCCCGACUCCCCAGAAUCCCCCGUCUUCCUGGACGACCCCGCCAGGGAGGAGAAAGGUGAGGGGUCGGCGCAGCAUGAGAAACGUGUUACACCAAAGAAAGGUGGUUUUGAGACCAGGCCGUUUGUCCGGGGCAUACAGGGUCGGAGCGUCAGCAUGAGGACUCCCACCAAGCCCAAGGAGACAUUGACCAAAGUCCUCCCCCUGCGCUGGUCGUUCGGCUCCAAGGACCGCCGGAACGCCGCCCCCGCCCCCGUCCCCUCCCCCGUGGAGCUGGUGGAGUACCUGGAGUCCGGGAGGAGACCGCGAUGCACCAAGGACUCCAUAGUCAACUUAAUGACGGUCCCCCCGGGAACCAAGGAGGCCCCCGAGAGCCGACCAUUCCAGCCGAGGUCGGCCGUCAGCUCCCCCGGCGUGGGAAGCAGCCUGAGCUGCAUGGGACAACCCAAGUCUCCAAAGUUAGCGGAGGGCCAGAGGAGGCCGGUCCCGGACAAGACGGGAAGUCUGAGACGGAGCAGCAGGGGGCAGCAGAGGGACGAGGCCGCGAUGAGCAGCAGCAGUAGCAGCAACACUCUCACCAGGAGGAGUAGCAGGAAGACCAAGGAGGAGCAGGGGAGGUCCCAGGAGGCCCAGUCCAGGAGGGGGUCCAGCACAGGGGUCCCGACGAGUUCCAGCACCCCCAGCUUCAGAGACCGGGAUCGGGAAGGCACCCUGAAAAGGGGAGCCAAGGGCCACGCGGACCCACCGCCGGGGGACCGCCUCCCCCCAGAGGGAGACAAGACCAGGCCGGGUGAGAAGGGGGAGGCGACGUCCAGGAACGAGGGGAUUCUGUCGUUUUUCAAGAGCAAUUUCAAACGGAGGGAGUCGUCCCGUAGGUCCGACACCGGGAAGGUUCCGGACGUCAAUGGGUCCAGGAGCACCUCCCGGCUGCAUCUGUCCAACGGAGCCCCCGGUGGCGGGUCGGCGUCCGAGGAGCCGAGGCCCAACGGAGCCCCCCGCACCGGGGGCAGCGCGUUCUUUGGGGACGAGCUGCCCAACGGCAAAUCCAGACGCGCCGCCGAUAUGAAACGGUCCCAGAGUUCGUCUAACAUCCCCACCAGGGAGGAGUCGAGCUUGAGGAGGACCGCCUCUUUACACCGUAACGGGCUGUCGCAUGGCGUGGCCCCGCCUCCUCGCAGCCUCAUGGCCGAGAAGCCAUCCUACGGAACCCUGCAGAGAACACGCUAUAGUACCACUUCACUGGGGCGCAAGAGGACGGUCCCCGAGUCCACCUUUUAGCUGCCUCUAUCACACACCCUAUUUCUCACACACACACACACCCCAAUACCCGCACACCCAAUCAAACAUGCUUUCACACAAACACAGCAGGGUGGUAUUCACUAGGCACUAAACAGACGCAUGUGGACUAGCUCAAUCUGCCGGGUAGAAAAAUCUCAACUUCAUUUUCUGUUUAGCAGGUUUUGCUGAAUUGUGCACUAAUGGAUGUGACACGGAUCAAGGCAAUAGACUUCCUCUUGAAAAAGACACUGCUCUAGGGACACUGUUGCUCCCUCUGGUGUCAUGACGGAAUAUGAUAUCCUUUAAAGUGACAGUCCUCUGGGCCAAAGAGGAUGUUGAGAAAAGAGUACACGCAAAAUAUGCCUGCUGACAAACAGUCAUGAAAUAUUUAGCAAUUCCAGUGAAUAUCUUUUUUUUUUUUGUUUUACUUAACAAGUGCCUCUGUAAACUGCUAUGCAGUUUCAGACUAAUGAGUUUGUCUCCACCUGAUCUACAGAAGAAUGUGUCGUAUUUACACGGACGUGACGCGCACACAUUAUCUACGGUUGUGUCCUCAUCACAUGUUGUUACUGGAUGGGAUUGUUUGGAAGGGCAGGUUAGGACAACAUUAUGAUAUAUUUAGUUAUCUGUCGAUACAUUCAAACAGCUCCACCAUAGCAGAUCUCGCUAGAUUAUUUGGAAUAAAUCAUAAAAUAUACAGCUUUAAAAGUUGAUUUCCGCCUUGAUUGAACUAUAAACGAUUUAACUGGUUGUUGGCUGCUUGCACUGCAAACUGGCUGCUAUAUUCACAAAUGAAGGUUAUCACGUAGCACUUUUUACAAUGCCUUAGCAUGUUAUAAGAAGGAUACCCUCCUAGCAAACACUUGGCCCACACCUAUUUCCCCUGUAUUCUGAAGCUCAUCACAAUAUGCAGUUUGACCGCGCAAUGGAUUCAAAAUCAGCUUAGCUUCUCUAAAAGGACCUUUGACAUUUCUAAUACUGACAUCAGGGUGUUUGAUUUAAAUGAAAUUUGGUUUUAAAAUCAAAGUAAAUAGUGACCUCAGAUUGAUCGGUCUUGGCCGUUGGUAUUUGAACUUAAUGAUGGCGACAAUCGGGUAGAUCUUGUGGUCUGUUCUCUGUGAUCUAUUCUCUGUGUUCACUGUAGCAGUUGGGCAUUCUCCAACGGUAAGCAGCAGGUGCUCUGCUCGGAACAGCCCUGAAUGUCACAGACCCUCACCAAGGUCAACAUGUAUAACAGGUAUCUCUUCACGUCUCCCUCCAUAUCUCUCUGUGUAGUAUCCUUUUUUCCCUUUCUUUGUCCAUUCCCCGUCGUUCAUCAUGUUUCUCAUUAAGUCUCUUUGGCUGCCGACCCAAGGCCAUAUCUGCUGUAAUCUGCGUUUGCUCUCUUAUGGCGUUAACAGCAUAGGCGUUUGAUUGAAGCCCCCUCAUUCUAACUGAAGGUUGAAUGCAACUGUAGACGGGGGUUGGUGGGGUUGAGGCUCCUCCUCAAUGGUCUGUUCUCCCCUUAAGAGCUGUUAAGAGGCACCGGGGAAGAGGCCAUGCUGACAAUAUAACGGAUGAAUGAAGCUGUUGCAGUACGGCUGAGAAAAGCACCUCAACAGCCGCACCCACACAAUAUAGCUGGUCAGACCUCCUUGUACAGACCCCACGGUCACAUUCCAUGGCACACUUCACAGGAGGGAGAAGAACACUCACACCUCCACCCACAAGAGGUAGAGGGUUUUUAGAGCACAACCGUUGUACAGGACGCCGUUUCACUGAAAUAACGAAAUUGUAAGUGCAAUUUUCGAUUGACACUAGCAACGACCUGGAAGGCAUGUAAACUCACUGACGUUGUUGUUCUGGUGACUAGCAUGGCGCUCUCCGUCAAACAAGUGAUGUUGAUGGCGAUAAUAGAAUGGUUUGCUAAUGUGAGAUGUUUUUGGUUACCAUCAAUUUCUUUGUUCCUAUUCUGUUGAUGGAGCUGGAAGGACUUUUCACAGAACAAGACUUUGCACGUCACCUCUCGUUCCACUCCAGUACACACAGAGCGAAACGUCCUCUUUAGACAUCAGUAGCCUUGGAAAGUAUCCAUCAAAAUGUUUUUCAUGUUACCCCAGAAGGGGGUGUAUGACAAUUGCCAUUUUCGUCUGUUUACACUAUCAAAACAAAUAUCAGACGAAAAUCUGCCAUCAAGUUCAUCGAAAUAAAACUCUCGUAGUGUAAAAACCCUCUUAGCCCAUGACAUUCAUUACCUCGUCAUCUUGUCUAAGGGGCUGUGCCCGUCAGAAACGCUUUGAAGCAAUAAUGGUUGAAUGAAGUUGUCCCUGUUUUACACGUUUUUGAAGUGUAGAAAGAAAAAUGCACUCCGCGGAAGUUUUGGAGGAGAUACAACAGUUUAUCAUAGAUGCACAAAGCAAGGAUAACACAAAAGUAUCAAAUCCAAACGGGAGGUUUCAACAAAUGAAUGCCUUUUGUUAGCAUAGUUUUUACUUGAAAAUAUACAUUGGACCAAUUUCUUAUUAAACAGGUCUUCACUGCAAAAAACAUCUAGUAUAUCUAAUACAUAUUUUAUAUUGAGCUUUUCAUUAGAUCUGUAAGAAAAAUUGAACUUUUACAUUUGAAAAGCUUUAAUGUUAGACAUAUUACGCUAUUACAAUCCUAAAUUGUGAAGUGGGUCAUUGAAAGUCCGUCUUUGCAGCUUGGGUGGCUUACCAGGGGUAGACGUUCCGAGUCAACUGUCAUGAUAUGUUACUGUUGUCCAUAGUCCUUAGUAGGACAGAGCUUUGCUUGGUGAUAGAUAGCAUGUGUUAUCUACACCAUGGCCUAUGGACCGCAUUAUCUACCUUAUCAACACCAUGGCCUAUGGACCGCAUUAUCUACCCUAUCAACACCAUGGCCUAUGGACCGCAUUAUCUACCCUAUCAACACCAUGGCCUAUGGACCGCAUUAUCUACCUUAUCAACACCAUGGUCUUAUUAGAGUGUCAAUAUUGACAUCUAGCCAUUCUAGUUCAGUCACUUGGGAUGAAAUACGUCUGUUUAGUGAGAAGGGAGUUUGGAUGGGACACAAAGUCUGUAUUGUUCAUUGACAUUAGUAUUUAUUUUUGUUUCUCUACAUUCUAAUCUACACAACACUUUAAGUACCUGUCACAAAGUUUACUUGUACCAAAACAAACGCGAGUAUUGAAAAUUAAGACUAUGAAUGAUGGAUGUUUUUCCAAUUCUUUUGUGAAAUGUGGGACAAGGAUGUUUUUAUAUGCAACUUUUCUACAUUUUAUAAAGGCCUUGUAAAUAUACGACUAUACAGUAUAAAGGGAGAUCUGAAAUCUUUUUACUCUUUAAAUUGCAGAUACACGGCUACAGAUUUAUGGGGUGAUGCAAAAGCAUACUGUACAACUGAAGUGAUUACUGUUCUCUGCACAAGGGUACCACAAGUAACAGUACACGCAGUCUCU